This is a messenger RNA of Paramecium primaurelia, 1673 nucleotides long. Lineage: Eukaryota; Ciliophora; Oligohymenophorea; Peniculida; Parameciidae. The record is from the annotation of a GenBank genome assembly.
AUGAAUAAAGAGUGCAACAAUAACUUUAUUUCAUUGUUUGAUGAGCCCAACAAACCGUUAUGGUAAAAAUCAAAACCUGAUUUUAAAAUAUAUCAAGUCUCAAGUGUAUUAACAAUGAAAAAAACAAAUUCUUAAUCAAUAAAAAAAGGAAAGUUUUUCAUCUCUAAUGAAUAUUUAGUAGAGGUUGACACUACAUAUAAAAGACAUAUUGAUCUCAAUAAUAUUAUUUUAGAAUAAACGAACUAACCAUAUACUUUUAGAUUAAGCAGAAAUAAAAAAUAAAUUGAAUUUACUACUAAUGAAUAAGAAUACUAAUUAUGGUUUCAAUUGAUCAAGAAAUAUGCUAUUUAAAGAUCUUUUAAUGAAGAUUAUAAAUUAUUAAAAAUUUAGGGUUAAGGAAAUUUUGCUAAAGUAAUCGAUUUUUUUUUCAAUUCUUAGGUCUACAAGGCAAUCGGUAGAGACAAUUUUGCAUAUGCUGUGAAGUCAUUUGAGAAGAAAAGUUUCAAAAAUCUAACUCUUGAAAGGGUAAUAUAUUUAGUUUCUAAUUAUAUUAGGAUGCUUUAAAAUUAGAGAUAAGCAUUAUGAGAAAAAUAUAAUUCCCAGGGAUCAUCAGAUUAUAUGAAGUUUAUGAAACUGAACAUCAUAUUUGGUUAGUAACUGAUUAUUUAGAAGGAGGAGAAUUAUUUCAGUAUCUUCGAAAUUAACCCUAAGGGUUUAAUGAAAUUCAAGUAGCAUUGUUAAUGCAUAACCUACUUAACUCAUUAGAUUAUUUACAUUCUUAAGGCAUUAUUCAUAGAGAUAUAAAAGUAUAAUAUUAUAAUAUAAAAAAAUAAGCCAGAAAAUUUAAUCCUUCGUUCUCCACUUAAUGCAUCUGAAGUAUAUAUUGCAGAUUUUGGAUUGGCUGAUUAUUACAAUCCAGAAGGCAAAUAUUUAUUUAAAAGAUGUGGAACUCCAGGUUAUGUAGCACCAGAAAUAUUAUAAGAGAAAAAUUAUGAUUACAAAGUCGAUGUGUUCAGUGCAGGAAUUUUAAUGUUUAUUAUGUAAGUGAAGAUUUACAAAUAUAAGGUUGAGUGGACAAUCUCCAUUUCAAACUAAAUCAAAAAAUGAACUUGUUAUCAAAAAUUAUAAUUGUGAAAUAGAUUACACAAUCAAUAAUUUAUAAUAAAAGAUUAGUCCUGAAGGUAAAAUUUAAAUUAACUUUAGCUUUAUAGCUUUUAAUGAUUAUGUUAUCUCCAAAUCCACAAUCUAGAUAUACUGCCAAAUAAGCACUUUGUCAUCCUUGGUUUAUAAAGUGCUUUACUCCUGUAUACUAAAUGAACCCUCCUUAAUUAUAUAUGCCUACAAAUAUGAUUCCAUAAUUUUAACAUUACUCUGACAUAUUUGCUAGAAGUCCAAUUAUGAAUUAAUUGUUAAAUCAAUCUAUUUCAAAUCUUUCUUUAUCAGGAUCAUCAAGUAUUAUUAUUAUUAUAAAACUUAAAUUAGAUGUAACACCUUAAAGAACUUAAUCAAAUUCAUUACAAGUAUAAAAUCCAUGUAAAAUUGCAAUUGAAGAAGAUCAUUAAGAUUUCGAAGUUAUUUAGGAAGAAAUUUGUUAGAUUCAUGAAAUCAAUAAAUAUUCAAUCAAUAAUCAACGAAAACAAACGCCAGCUUAAUAAAAUAAAUUCACUUAAUGA